Messenger RNA from Trichoderma reesei QM6a, 6600 nucleotides. RefSeq lists its product as uncharacterized. Lineage: Eukaryota; Fungi; Ascomycota; Sordariomycetes; Hypocreales; Hypocreaceae. The transcript has 2 exons. Bases 1 to 6600 code for a protein of 2199 amino acids. The record is from RefSeq and is a predicted model, not a curated record. Gene Ontology annotation, molecular function: ATP hydrolysis activity; nucleic acid binding; ATP binding. Gene Ontology annotation, cellular component: nucleus.
AUGUCCGACCCCCAUCGCGAUGUCUCCCAGUACAAGUACUCGGCCAUGUCCAACCUGGUCCUCCAGGCGGACCGUCGGUUUGUCACACGUCGAACGGACGAGGCCACGGGCGACCCAGAGUCUCUUGCUGGGCGCCUGAGCAUCAACGACAUGGGCUCUCGAGUCGCUCGCGAUGAAGCACCGAAGCCGAAGAAGCAAUCGGGGAUGCCCGACAUCGAGCGCGGGAGCCUUCAAGAAGGCCAGGACGUCUUGCUGAGAGAGCAGCGAAAGCGAAGACCCGAUGCGCCGCAAACUGGUGUCCUGGGCACGAAUGACACCUUGAUCGAAGGCAUCACAUAUCGACCUCGAACUGCUGCGACACGGGCGACCUUUGACCUGAUCCUGACACUUGUGGCGAACAGCCUUGGCGACGUCCCGUACGAUGUCGUUCGCAGUGCUGCAGAUGCCGUGCUGGAAUAUCUGAAGGACGAUGACAUGAAGGACUUGGAUAAGAAGAAGGAAAUUGAUGAGAUUCUCGGCACAACUCUGAGCCCCAAGCAGUUCAACGAACUGGUCAACUUGGGGAAGAAGAUCACAGAUUACGACGCCCAAGACGAUGAUGAGGAUGUCAACAUGGGAGAUAACAACGAUGAUGACGCCGAAAUCGACGAGCGGCAGGGUGUGGCUGUUGCCUUUGACGAGGACGACGAAGAGGACGACAUCGUCAAUGAAGUUCGGGAUGAGUCUUCCGAGGACGAAGACGAAGCGGAGGAAGAAGAAGGGGCGGCCAAGGCAGAUGAUGAUGCCAUCGAUGCCGAGGAGGAAAUGAUCCUCGAUGCAGCACCUUCUGAAGACAAGCAGAAGAAGAGCGACAAGACCACAAUACCUGCGCGAGAUGUGGAUGCUUUCUGGCUACAGCGACAGAUUGGCAUGUUAUACCCGGAUGCGCACGAGCAAGCAGACAAGACAAAGGAGGCGCUGCGCAUAUUGUCUGGAGAACCUGACGAGGUCGGCGGCGAAGAGAAGUCACUCCGUGAGAUUGAAAACGAUCUGAUGGAGCUCUUCGACUUCGAGCAUCACGAGCUCGUCCAGAAGCUGGUCGAGAACAGGGAAAAGGUGUUUUGGCUUACGAAGCUUGCCAGAGCACCAGACGCGGAGCAGCGUGCCAAUGUCGAAAGGGAAAUGGCCUCGGAGGGUCUGCAGUGGAUUCUCAACGAACUGCGCGGCAAGACAGGGCCCGACGGGGACAAGGCAGGAAAGGGGACUAUCAAAAUGGAUAUCGAUGUACCCGCCUCCUUUACCGCAGAAGGCCCCAAGGCGGAACGCCCUGAAGGCCAACUGGUGGGUGGUCUGCAGCCGAAGAAGCUCAUCAACCUGGAGAACCUCGUCUUCGACCAAGGAAAUCACUUGAUGACCAACCCCAAGGUCAGAUUGCCAGAGGGAUCGACGAAGAGAUCUUUCAAGGGCUACGAAGAGAUCCACGUGCCCGCUCCGAAGAAACGCAGCGAUCCAGACGAUGUCCUCAUCCCCAUCACAGACAUGCCGGAGUGGUCACGGCUGCCCUUUAGCACGGCCAAGUCCCUAAACAAGAUACAGUCCAAAUGCUUUCCAGCGGCUUUCGAGGACGAUGGCAACAUGCUUGUUUGUGCCCCCACUGGUAGUGGGAAAACAAACGUGGCGAUGUUGACUAUCCUAAGAGAAAUUGGCAAGAACCGGAACCCUGAAACUGGUGACAUCGAUCUUGAUGCUUUCAAGAUAGUCUACAUUGCCCCUCUCAAGGCCCUCGUUCAGGAGCAAGUUGGAAACUUUGGAAAACGCCUCGAGCCUUACGGAAUCCGCGUGUCUGAGUUGACUGGUGAUCGCCAACUCACUAAGCAACAGAUUGCAGAAACCCAAAUCAUCGUGACUACGCCUGAAAAAUGGGACGUCAUCACGCGCAAGGCCAACGAUCUGUCCUACACCAACCUGGUGCGCUUGAUCAUCAUUGACGAAAUCCAUCUGCUCCACGACGACCGUGGUCCCGUUCUGGAGAGUAUCGUCGCCAGAACCAUUCGCAAAACCGAACAAACGGGAGAGCCAGUGCGAAUCGUCGGUCUGUCUGCAACCCUUCCAAACUACCGAGAUGUCGCCAGCUUCCUCCGCGUCGACACCAAGAAGGCCAUGUUCCACUUUGACGGUUCCUUCAGACCGUGUCCCCUCCGACAAGAGUUCAUCGGCGUCACAGAACGCAAGGCAAUCAAGCAGCUCAAGACGAUGAACGAUGUCACGUACAACAAGGUCAUUGAGCACGUCGGCACUCACCGGAAUCAGAUGAUCAUCUUUGUCCACUCUCGUAAAGAAACCGCAAAGACGGCUCGGUAUAUCCGAGACAAGGCUUUGGAACUGGACACAAUCAACCAGAUUCUGCGCCACGAUGCUGGUAGCCGAGAGGUCUUGGCUGAAGCUGCAAGCCAGGCCACCGAUGCGGAUCUCAAGGACAUCCUGCCCUAUGGUUUCGGAAUCCAUCACGCCGGUAUGAACCGAAUCGACAGAACCGACGUUGAGGAUUUGUUCGCCAGAGGCGCCAUUCAGGUUCUCGUGUCCACUGCCACGCUUGCCUGGGGUGUCAACUUGCCUGCUCACACCGUCAUCAUCAAGGGUACACAGAUCUACUCUCCCGAAAAGGGUAGCUGGGUUGAGCUGAGUCCUCAAGAUGUUCUCCAGAUGCUGGGCCGUGCAGGUCGACCACAAUUCGACACUUAUGGCGAGGGCAUCAUCAUCACAACGCAGAGCGAGAUACAGUACUACCUUUCGCUUCUGAACCAGCAACUUCCCAUUGAGAGUCAGUUUGUGAGCAAAUUGGUAGAUAACCUCAAUGCCGAAAUUGUACUUGGCAACGUCAGGACUCGAGAUGAAGGCGUCGAGUGGCUUGGAUACACAUAUCUCUUUGUUCGAAUGCUUCGGUCUCCUGGACUGUACCAAGUUGGUCCGGAAUAUGAGGACGACGAGGCGCUAGAACAGAAGCGUGUCGAUCUGAUACAUUCUGCAGCAAUGGUCUUGAGGAAGUCUAACCUUGUCAAAUAUGAUGAGAAGACGGGCAGGAUGCAGUCUACAGAAUUGGGCCGCAUUGCUUCGCACUACUACAUUACCGCCAGCUCCAUGGACACCUACAACAACCUCAUCCAGCCAUCCAUUACCACCAUUGAGCUCUUCCGCGUCUUCGCUCUCAGCGCAGAAUUCAAAUACAUUCCUGUCCGUCAAGACGAGAAGCUGGAGCUUGCUAAGCUGAUGGGCAGAGUGCCGAUCCCCGUCAAGGAAAGCAUCGAAGAACCACACGCAAAGAUCAAUGUUCUGCUUCAGGCCUAUAUCUCGCGCUUGAAGCUGGAGGGCCUGGCUCUCAUGGCAGACAUGGUCUAUGUCACGCAGAGUGCCGGCCGAAUCCUGCGCGCCAUCUUUGAGAUUACGCUCAAGAAGGGCUGGGCGUCCGUUGCGAAGACUGCCUUGGAUUUGUGCAAGAUGGCUGAGAAGCGGAUGUGGCCCACCAUGUCGCCGCUGCGCCAGUUCCCCUCCUGCCCGCGUGACAUUGUUCAGAAAGCGGAAAGAAUCGAGGUCUCAUGGAGCAGCUACUUCGAUCUUGAUCCUCCCAGGAUGGGCGAGCUGCUGGGCAUGCCCAAGGCAGGCCGCACCGUCUGUGGACUGGUUGCCAAAUUCCCCAGACUCGACGUUCAGGCGCAAGUCCAGCCCAUGACCAGGUCCAUGCUGCGAGUCGAGCUUAGCAUCACGCCAAACUUCGAGUGGGAUGAUAGCAUCCAUGGCGCGGCCGAGAGCUUCUGGAUCAUUGUCGAGGACUGUGAUGGCGAGGACAUUCUGUAUCAUGACACGUUCCUCCUUCGCAAGGACUAUGCGGAGGCCGAAGCAAACGAACACAUUGUCGACUUUACCGUCCCGAUCACUGAUCCUAUGCCACCCAACUACUUCGUCUCAGUCAUCUCCGACAGGUGGAUGCAUUCGGAGACGAGGUUGGCCGUUCCCUUCCACAAGCUCAUCUUGCCGGAAAAGUUCCCCCCUCACACUGAGCUGCUCGAUCUUCAACCUCUCCUCGUGUCAGCGCUCAAAGUCCAGGACUACAUUAACCUGUAUCCGGAAUGGAGGCAGUUCAACAAAGUUCAAACACAAACCUUCAACUCGCUGUACAAGACUGAUCAGAAUGUCUUUAUCGGCGCUCCAACGGGAAGCGGCAAGACGGUAUGUGCCGAGUUUGCUCUCUUGCGACACUGGUCGCAGGGCGAGGCUGGUCGAGCAGUCUACAUCGCUCCUUUCCAGGAGCUUGUCGACGCUCGUCUCCAAGACUGGCAAAAGAGGCUGGGCCACUUGGGCGGUGGAAAACAGAUUGUGAAGUUGACGGGCGAAACCGCCGCAGAUCUCAAGAUCCUGGAAGCCGGCGACUUGAUCCUCGCUACACCGACGCAGUGGGAUGUUUUGUCCAGGCAGUGGAAGCGACGAAAGAAUGUCCAGACGGUACAGCUCUUCAUCGCCGAUGAGAUCCAUCUCCUGGGCGGUUCUAUGGGCUACAUCUACGAGAUCAUCGUCUCGCGUAUGCACUACAUCCGUACCCAGACCGAGCUGCCCAUGAGAAUUGUUGCUCUGAGUGUCUCUCUGGCCAAUGCACGGGAUAUUGGCGAGUGGAUUGACGCCAAGAAGCACGACAUUUACAACUUCAGCCCUCACGUCAGACCCGUCCCCCUCGAGCUUCACAUCCAAUCCUACUCAAUCCCCCAUUUCCCAUCCCUGAUGCUGGCCAUGGCAAAGCCCGCAUAUCUGGCCAUCACCCAGAUGUCGCCAGACAAGCCGGCGAUGAUCUUCGUGCCCAGUCGAAAACAGACGAGAAGCACUGCGCGCGACUUGCUGGUGGCCUGUGCUGCGGAUGAUGACGACGACCGCUUCCUGCACGCUGAUGUUGAGCAAAUGCGACCCCUCCUCGAUCGCGUUCACGAAGAGGCCCUGGCUGAAGCCCUAUCUCAUGGUAUCGGCUACUACCACGAAGCUCUAAGUCAGAGUGACAAGCGUAUCGUCAAGCAUCUUUACGAUAACGGCGCCAUUCAGGUUCUUAUCGCGUCUCGAGACGUCUGCUGGGAACUGACAAACACUGCUCAUCUCGUUAUCGUCAUGGGGACACAGUACUUUGAGGGCCGUGAACACAGAUAUGUGGACUACCCCCUGAGCGAAAUCCUACAGAUGUUUGGCAAGGCAUUGCGACCAUCAAAGGACGGCCGCGGCCGUGGAGUGCUCAUGUUGCCCCAGGUAAAGCGUGAGUAUUACAAGAAGUUCCUGAACGAGGCCCUACCCAUCGAGUCGCACUUGCACAACUACCUCCACGAUGCCUUCGUCACGGAGAUUAGCACCAAGAUGAUCGAGUCCGGCGACGAUGCCAUCAACUGGACCACGUUCACAUACUUCUAUCGAAGACUGCUCGGUAACCCAAGCUACUACGGCUUGACCAGCACAACUCACGAAGGCCUUAGCAACUUCAUGUCAGACCUGGUGGAAACGACGCUGCGUGAACUGGCCGAGUCCAAGAUUAUCGAAUUCGAUGAGGACGAUGGAUCUGUGGCGCCACAGAAUGCAGCCAUGAUCGGAGCCUACUACAACAUCUCCUACAUCACGAUGCAGACCUUCUUACUCUCACUCACGGCACGGACAAAGCUCAAGGGCAUCUUGGAAAUCGUCACAUCAGCCACCGAGUUUGAGACGAUCCAGGUCCGUCGACACGAGGACAGUCUUUUGCGACGCAUCUACGAUCGCGUGCCCGUCAAGAUGGCACAGCCCAGCUACGACUCGCCUCACUUCAAGGCCUUUGUUCUGCUCCAGGCGCAUUUCUCUCGGAUGCAACUUCCCAUCGAUCUCGCCAAAGACCAAGAAGUCCUUCUCUGCAGAAUUCUCAGUCUCCUCAGCGCCAUGGUCGACAUUCUUUCAUCGGAUGGCCAUCUCAACGCCAUGAAUGCCAUGGAAAUGUCGCAGAUGGUUGUCCAAGCCAUGUGGGAUCGCGACAGCCCUCUCAAGCAGAUUCCGCACUUUUCGCCAGAGGUUGUCAAGGUUGCAAAUGACUUUGGAAUCAAGGACAUCUUCGACUUCAUGGAAGCGAUGAACCCCGAUGAGAACCCGGACUACAACAAGCUGGUCAAGCAACUGGGUCUUUCGCAGAAGCAACUGGCACAGGCAGCAGAGUUUACAAACGACAAGUAUCCCGACUUGGAGCUUGAGCACGAGGUUCUCGAUGCAGACGAGAUCAGGGCCGGCGAGCCGGCUCACCUGAACAUCAAAAUCACGCGUAACAUUGAAGAGGACGACGAGCACGACCCUACGGUGCACGCGCCUUUCUACCCGGCGAAGAAGAUUGAGAAUUGGUGGUUAGUGGUGGGCGACGAUAAGACCCGGAACCUUCUGGCAAUCAAGAGGGUCACGAUUGGCCGCGAAUUAAGCGUCCGGCUUGAAUACACUGUGCCAUCUCCUGGUGAGCACAAUCUCAAGCUGUUCCUAAUGAGCGAUAGUUACGUCGGCGUGGACCAGGAGCGGGAGUUUUCGGUGACGGCAGCAGAGAGCAUGGACGUGGACGAGGACGACGAGGACGAAGACGAGGAGUAG